CCGCUACAGCCACGAAAACACUUUUCCAAUUUGAGAAUAUCCUUUUUUUUAAUAUUAUGCCGCUAAAAAAAAAUUAAUAUCAAUAAUUAGUUACUUAAUCUUUAAAAUGUCAAUAUUUAUUUGAUCUUAUAUAAUUGAGACAAUUAAAUAAUUAAAUUGUGAAAAUAAUCAGCGAGUUAAUUAAUUGUUGAUAAUAAAUAAUUAUUUGUUGGGUUUAAUAACUUUUUUAAUUGCUGUAAUAAAAGUUUUUUUUUAUUUGAUUACAGACGUUUUGAUGAUAAGUUGACAGAAACACAUGCGCAAAAUCAUAACCUAGAAUUUUGAAAUGUUUGAAUGGGUAAAAAUGAUGAGAAAAACGGAAAAUUGUCAAUGAAAAUUAAAACAGCAGAGAAAGAAAGUUAGAGAAUUAUGUAAUUUGAAAUUGCCGCUUUUGUAUUCGAUAUAAAAAUUCAAAAGUGGCGAAUUGUAAACUUAUUGCUGAUAAAAUGAAGAAAAUUGACUUGAAAUGGGCAACCAAAAGCGAACAAAAAGCAGGCCUGGUCAUUAGAGCGCAUGGAUGCUAAAAAUGACGUCAUUGAAUUUAAACUGAAGACUGAUAAAUUUAAAAAAAAUUUUGCCAAAUCAAAUGUUUCCUGAUAUUAAGAAAAAAAUUAUAAACCUUGACCUGUUGGCGUCAAGCCACAAAAGUUAUAUACCGCACUUAAUUUAGUUUAAUAUAUUUUAUAAGAUAAUAUUUUUACUUAAUCCGAUAAAAAUGUCUAACUUCAGGGUCACUUCAGAAAUACAUACGGAAAAUCGUAAUAUAACUUCAUUAAAUGAAAAAAAUAAUUCUACGAUUUCGAAAUUCAUAUUUAAUUAUCCAAUACAUAUGUUGAAUUUAAAAAAUAAGGAGAUAAAAUAUGAUAGCGAUGAAGAUUUAAUUUUAGACAGAUCGAAGACAGGCCAACUUUUUAUUGAGCACAGUAUUUCUACAGAACUUCAACUAGUUGGGUUACAGGUGUGGCGAGGAGCAUUUUUGUUAGCUGAUUAUAUUUUUGAUAAUCCUAAAAUAUUUAAAAAUAAAAAUAUUAUAGAAUUGGGAUCCGGCGUGGGACUGACAAGUAUCGUUGCUAGUAUGCUCGCUCAUAAAGUCACUUGUACCGACAUAAAUUCUCACGGAAUCAUUGAAUUAAUAAAAAGAAAUUUCGACCGGAAUUCUCGAUACAUCAAAUCUAAAUUCAAUGUCAUGGAAUUGAAUUUCUUAGAUUGCAACUGGUCGUCAGAUUUAAUGGAAAAAAUAUUAGAAACAACAAUUAUUCUAGCUGCAGAUGUAAUUUACGAUAAUGAAAUAACCGAAGGAUUCGUUGAUACUCUGAGCAAACUUUUGGAUUCGGAUACUAAACGAACGGCAUACGUUGCGUUGGAAAAACGUUUUGUAUUCACAAUAGCAGAUUUAGACUCUGUUGCUCCGAUGUAUGAAGAAUUUAUGCGUUGCAUUGCUAGACGUAACUUAAAUUGGAAUAUUGAAAAUGUAAAUAUUGAUUUUCCUCAAUAUUUUCAAUACAACCGUAAUAAGCAGUUGAUUUUAAUGAAAAUUUAUAGCAAAAAUUAAUUGAUAAAAAAAUUAUAGCUCAAUUUUUUAUAGAAAAAAAAAAUAAAUAAAAAAAUAAGGUAAAAGCCCCUAUACCCACUCACUUUUCAUUGGGGUGGGAUUAAAUCACUCAAUAUGAAUUAAUAAAUAAAAUGAAAAACCAUAUUUUUUUUUUAUAGUUAUUUUUUGAAGUUUCGAGUAUUAGAAUAAAAUUAUAGUUUGAAGAAUAAUGUUCGUAAUUAAUUAUUAUUAAUUUUUAAAAUAAGGUCCUUGAGUGUACCCAUAGUCGCUCAUUAAAAGUUGUGAUGUACCAUUACUCGAUCAAUACAUGGCCCCAUAGUCGUUCAAAGACGAUAUCAAUUAAACUUUGAUAAGUUUAUUGAUUUGGACAAAUAAUUUAUAAAUUAUACUACUUUAUUCUUUCAUAAUAUUAAAUUUCAUGAAUUUUAAAAAUGUAUCUAAUAAUGAUAUAUUUAUGAAAAUUCUUAAAAAAUUUGAUGCAACCUAAAUUUAAUCUAACGAAUGAACAUUAAAGUAAAAAAUGCCCGGCUAAGCGCGAUUUUGAAAAGUCAUUUAAUUUAAAUUUAUAAUCUAUUAUAAAAUAAUUUGAUACAUGAUAUUUUAAUAUAUUUAGAUUCACGAAUAAUUAUUUAUCAAUAAUAUUUUUAGUUGUAAUUUUUUUUUUUAUAAAAAUUAUAAAUAAAACGUCUUAAACAGUUAAAGUGAACGACUAAUGGUAUUGAGCGGGUCAUGUAUGAAAAUAACAUAUAUGAUCAAAAUAUAUGUAAAAAUAUAUGAUAAAUAUCUGAAAAUAUAUGUGGCCAAUUUAACUAUAUUUUCUGAUAUAUUUUUUUUUAUAUUAAAAAAUAUAAUAUUCAUCAUAUACGUCUGUAU
Molecule: messenger RNA, 2464 nt
Organism: Microplitis demolitor
Lineage: Eukaryota; Metazoa; Arthropoda; Insecta; Hymenoptera; Braconidae
Product: methyltransferase-like protein 22
Exons: 8
Coding region: 755-1591 (278 amino acids)
Biological process (GO): protein methylation
Cellular component (GO): nucleus
Molecular function (GO): protein methyltransferase activity
Source: RefSeq, a predicted model, not a curated record